CCUGACCCUUUGACUCAAUGUCCUUUCUAUCUCAGCGCCGGGGGAAUUCAUGGGCUGUGGGUCAGAAGCGACCCGUGACUUGUAUUUCAUCUGGCCCGUGGCCACGAGGCCUUUCUCUUCAAAACACGCUCACGGGCGAUAUUCGUCCCUCACUACGAGCAACCUAAUCGCGUGUGUACUCUGGAGCUCUCACCCAGAUAUAUCGCCUCUAUUAGUGAGAGUAGAGCAGGCGCUGCGUUGCAUGAGUGCGGCAGAAGUGAUCCCGCACCUCCGAUUAGCACGGUUGGCUACGUGCGGUGCGAAAGUAGUUCGACAUACGUACAUAUUUAAUGUUUUCUGCAAUGUUACUACAUAACGUUAAGAUGUGUGUCAAUGUGUGACUGCAUCUCGAUGGUAUCUCAGAGUCCUGUUUGGCCCUCCAUAAGGGGAUGUUCCCCUUGCCGGGAAGCAGUUCCUAUGAUUAUCUGCCAAACGUGCAUAACAAUCCUGAUCUGGAUCAUGACAGCACUAAAGACAAGAACAAUUCCAGGAGGAUUAAAAAUGAUUUGAAACUAUGGAUUCUUGAGGCAAGAGACCUACCUGGGACCGGAGAAUAUUUCUGUAAAAUCUCGUUCUCAGCCGACCAACCGUGUGCGCAAACUUCCAGCAAGCGCACGAUGCCCGAUGUCUUCUGGGGCGAGAACUUCGAAUUCAGCGACCUCUCGGCUGUGAAGCAGGUCUUGGUUUCCCUGUACAAGGGCAAGGACAAGCACAGGAAGGGAAAGAGCAGUUACAUGGGGCUGGUUUCCAUACCCCUGGGCAGCGGAACAAAGUGGCACCAGUUCGUGGAGCAGUGGUACACCUUCAGUACCCCCAACCUCGGCAAGGGCAAGGGCGCGGUGCCCACGGUGCGCAUCAAGUGGCGGCACCAGCAGCUCAGCAUCCUGCCGAUGGAGCGCUACAAGGAGUUUGCCGAGUUCCUGAGCGCGAGCUGCCUGCCGCUCUGCCUGCUGCUCGAGCCGGUGCUCGGCGUCAAGAGCAAGGAGGAGCUGGCGCGGGCGCUCGUGCGCUUCCUGCACACCGCUGGCAGGGUCACGGGCUUCUUGACAGAGCUGGUGAUGGAGGAGGUGCAGCGCUGUGACCCGGACGUCCUCUUCAGACAGAACACCCUGGCCAGCAAGUCCGUGGAGCAGUUCCUGCGUCUCGUUGGCCAGCCGUACCUGCACCAAGUGCUGGGGGCUUUUCUGCAAGGCAUCAUCAGCAGACGGACUAAAUGUGAAGUGGACCCCAGUAAAUGCACUCAAUCGGAGCUGCAGCACAAUCAGAAGACCCUGGUGCAGCUGUGCAGCGAGGCCACGAGGAGCAUCAUGGCCUCCAUGGGCGUGUUCCCCGCCGAGCUGCGGGACGUCUUCUCGUCGUGGAGGAGGCUGUGCGAGGCGCGGGGCCGAGCGGAGAUCAGCGAGCGGCUCAUCAGCGCGUCGCUCUUCCUGCGCUUCCUGUGCCCGGCCAUCAUGUCCCCCAGCCUCUUCGGCCUGAGCCAGGAGUACCCUGACGAGCGCACGGCGCGCACCCUCACGCUCAUCGCCAAGGUCGUCCAGAACCUCGCCAACUUCUCCAGGUUCGGGACCAAAGAGGACUACAUGACGUUCAUGAACGGCUUCCUGGAGGGAGAGUGGAGCCCCAUGAAGCAGUUCUUGGAGGAGACGUCCCAGGAGAGCGGCAAUCCGAGCGCCCUCGCCCUGCAGGGCGUCGUGGACCCGGCCCAGGAGCUCUGCAGCUUGCACUCCCUGCUCAGCGACACCACCCUGCCCACGCAGGAUGAGCACAACACGCUGGGCCAGCUUGCCACAAUCCUGGAAGACAUCAGCCGCAAUCUGAACUCCGCGGUCUCAGCCGCGGGCGGCUCUGGCGGCGCGUCCCAGGUGUCUGCUCUGUGCCACCCUCCCUCCACAGCCAUGGCAGGAAGCGUCACAGCUGAAGAAGGAGCAGAAGGGGGUUCUGGCGCCCACAGUGACGCGCCACGUGAACAACUUCAAAGCACUCCGUCACUGGACCACGAGCUGCUAACGUGUCAACGGCCGGCCUUGCGAUUAGUAAACGCUCCUCACCAGCUCGCAGAGACGCCUCCAGAGAGAAGAGCUCCGAGCGACAGAGAGCCACGUAGCCUUGCGACAGAUAAAACCGCGCGGCCGUCACUCUUCUUCCGGAACCCACUGUAUGAUAGCCUGUGGUUGAGCCCAGCCUCUGGGGAACCCAAUGGCACGACGGAUCACGGACGGGACCCCCCUCGCUCCUCUCCUGCGAGCACGCGGCCGGCGCCGCACCCGUCCAGCGCGGUGCCGGCGGUGCCGGCGGAAGAUUCCGCCUCGAGCCUUCGCUCGGAGCCGGCGCGACGGCUCCCCGGCGAGGUGCCGGCCACGGGAGCGCCGUCCGUGGAGAGAGAGAGGCAAUACGUCUUACAGUACAGAACGCAGCUCGUUUUCAGCACUGCCAAAGAUAAAGUGAGCGGUCAGCACGCGAUGAUAUUAACGGGGGGGACAGCAGCCGAAAACUGGAACAAGCCCGGAGCUCCUUCUGCAGGCGACGCUCACGCGGGGGAGGCGACUCCGGAGGAGCAGGAGCGGGGCUGGGACGUCGCGCUCGGGGGCGCACUCAGGGAGAGCGACGCUGCUCCGCCACCCACCACCGACCGAGCGACCGGCUACGGGGAGGGCGACCAAGCGGGGCCGCGGGGCGGCACGGCAGCCGCUCCUUGCCGGCUUCCUCAAGCACGCGAGGACGAAGCGCAGAGGGCACGGCGGCGAGAGGGGACCACUGGCUCAGCGGACGAAGGGGCUCGGCCAGAUGCCCGCGCCCGGGACGAGGACGGAGUGAAGCACGCCAUCUGGUCGCCGCAUUCGCAGGAGCCCAUAACGCUGGACGGGCUGGUGUCUGCUGCUGAGGAAAUGCGGAACAGUUGCGAAGAGCUGCUGGCCCAGCUGAGAGCAGAGACUCCGGAAGAGACUGCACACUCAUAGCCGCUCUGCAACAGCUGCUGCCCAUAACAACACUAGACCCCGCUCCCCACUGCUACUUGCUCUCCUCCUUACAUAACGCAAUACGAAAACAUAACAGACUCAAAUUAUGCAACCCUAACCCUCGCCCUAAUCCUUGUGUAAUUAUUUAUGCUGCUUACGGACAAGGUAAUUCCACUUUUGUUCCUCCAUGUGAAGAACAUGAAAUGUUCCUAUAGGGAGAGAAUAAUCCAAAGGAAUAGAAAUAUAACCUGGACACAGGAAUUGUAAUGUGCGUGUGCCCCGGAAGGGUUACGCUAACAAUCGCGUGUGUGUGUGUGCGCGUGUGCGUGUGUGCGCGUGUGCGUGUGGGGAGCGGUAGUAAGAUGAUUAGCGCGCUGGGCUAUG
This is a messenger RNA of Petromyzon marinus (sea lamprey), 3380 nucleotides long. RefSeq names its product disabled homolog 2-interacting protein-like. NCBI's taxonomy places the organism in Eukaryota, Metazoa, Chordata, Hyperoartia, Petromyzontiformes, Petromyzontidae. The record is from RefSeq and is a predicted model, not a curated record. Gene Ontology annotation, biological process: regulation of GTPase activity.